Messenger RNA from Octopus bimaculoides (California two-spot octopus), 1167 nucleotides. Its product is annotated as UPF0739 protein C1orf74 homolog. The record is from RefSeq and is a predicted model, not a curated record. Lineage: Eukaryota; Metazoa; Mollusca; Cephalopoda; Octopoda; Octopodidae.
AUCUAGCACGUUUUUUUUACUUUGUGGUGAGAGAACUUUGUUUAAUACAAUCAUAGUUACUUCCCUCUAGUGAUCUCCACUGAAAAAAAGUUACUCCACCAGAACAAAUGUCUAUGUGCUCACUACAAAUCUUCAAAAUACCACCUUCGCAUGAUGUUUACACUCCUGCAGAAAAUAUUCCCCUGAAAAUCAUCUCCGAAGGAAGAAAAUGCAUUAUAAACCAUUUAGGAAAAACAUUAGGACGUUAUAGCAAGCAAAUUAUUUGUGAUAUAUUGGCUGUUGAUUGUGGAAUCAAACCCAGCUUUUUGUUUGACUAUGGCUGUGUAAAAGCAAAGCAGGUGAUAUCUCUGAUUCAAGAUCUCCAAACACAACAGCUCCUUUCAACAUCAUCUCGACCAUGUUCUUACAUUGUCCUGGCCCUUGAAGGGGAUGUGCUGUUAUGUAACACAGCCAUAUUACAGUCCCACUUGUUACAAACUUCACAAGGAACAAGAACAGCUAUUAUAGAUAUUUCAAAAAGUAAUUCACAGGCAAAAUUGCUUGAAAACAUCAACCAGGUUGACGAACAUUUUGCCAUCACUUUUCAACAAAUUAUUGCUUCCUGCAGUGACAGUAAAGAAACUUGUGAAGUACAAUUUCCUGCUUCCCUCAACCUUACAACACUGGUUGGGGUACUUUUGGGUUAUCCCAUUGUCUAUUGGUUCAGUAGAUCAAAUGAAGAUGAUAGUAAUUCUUUAGUUAUUGAUUCACUUACUGUCUUCAAAUUAAAUUGCCAUCUCCUAUGUCGGCAGUGCCAUAAUUCACAAGAGAAAAGCUCUGAAAUACCUAUAAUCAAAAACGAACAAAAACCUUUAGCUCAUAAUAACUUACCUUUAAUGUGUCUUCAGUCUUCUGGUGAGAAACUAAAAACCUCAUCGUGCAAAUGUAAGGAAACGAUAACUCAUUGCAUUUACUCUUAUUCUGUGCCGGAAGCACUUACUUCAAUGGCACUUUCAUAUGUAGAAUCUUGGAUUCAGGACAUAAAUCACUUUGACAGUUGGCAGAAAUGUUACCAUUGUUUACAGUUACACCAAAAUAUUGUUUAUGCUCCUGAAGAAUCAUAUUCAAUUAAUUUUUAAAAAUGAAGAUUGUUUAGAAAAAAUUACAUAAAUAAAAUAACUACCUUGA